AUGCUCACCGAAGAGAGCGAGAACGCGCUGACUCAGGACGAUGCCGCCAUCGCGGCGUGUUUAUCACACGACGAGAGCGAACAAGCGCAAGUUGACGCGCAAAUCGCCAGCGAUGAGGCGCUGGCAAGGAACUUGAGCGACGCGUCAAGAUUGGACGGGUGGUGGGACGACGACUCGUGGGACAAGGAAAUCGCGCGCGCGGUCCACGAACGCGAUGGGGAGCAAGAUGGCUCACAGUUUGUACCAAAGUUGAACGCACACGUCGUCGAUCCGGAGAGCGGAAGUUUCCCACCCCCAAAGAGCGCCGUAAACUUUGACCAUGGGCGGCUGUUAUUGCGUCUUGAUUUCUAUGGACUGCGUGAAAAAAUUGUUGAGGGAGAUGGAAACUGUCAGUUUCGAGCGCUCAGCGAUCAACUGUUUCGCGAUGGAGGUGAGAAUCACGCCGCCGUUAGAGCCGCGGUGGUUGAACGCCUGGCAGAGCAAGCGGAGGUCUACUCUCCUUAUUGCUCACCGAUGACGAUGGACGAGUACGUGCAGCGAAUGUCUCAGCAAGGUGAAUGGGGCGAUCACCUCACACUGCAAGCGUGUGCCGACGCGUAUGGCGUCGAUAUCAACGUAUUAACAUCGUACAUGGAGUCCGGCUUCAUCGAAAUAACGCCGAGCGGAGGCGAGUCAGCCAGUUCUCCCCGUUCGUUAUGGUUAAGCUUCUUCGCCGAAGUGCACUACAACUCCAUUCUACCCGGUACCCCCUCGUGA
Ostreococcus tauri is the source of this 756-nucleotide messenger RNA. RefSeq names its product Ovarian tumour, otubain. Gene Ontology annotation, biological process: protein deubiquitination. The record is from RefSeq and is a predicted model, not a curated record. The transcript has a single exon. NCBI's taxonomy places the organism in Eukaryota, Viridiplantae, Chlorophyta, Mamiellophyceae, Mamiellales, Bathycoccaceae. Gene Ontology annotation, molecular function: cysteine-type deubiquitinase activity. Bases 1 to 756 code for a protein of 251 amino acids.